AGGUAUUAAUCUAUAAAAAUCAGGUCUUAAAUCAAUUGAGGAGAAACAAAUGGAUUUAUUGCAAUUUUUAAAUCUCUAUAAAUAAUUGAAAAUAUCAUUACAAAUUCAUUUACUUGUAAUUCAUAAUCCCAAAGAAUUGAUUGUAAUAUAUUCUUGUAAUAAUAUAGAAUAUAAGUAAAUUACAUAAAGAAGUAUUUGGAGACACAUAGUUGCAACAUCUAAAUAUAGUAUUAAAGUCUUUGAAUCUUUGUCCAGUAGUCUUUGACAUAAACAUUAAUGAAUUAAUAAGUCAUGCUAAAGUAUAAUCAAGAAUAAGUAGAGUUUGUCAAUAUAUUAAAAACAUAAUUUGUUGCAAACUUUGA
Paramecium pentaurelia is the source of this 362-nucleotide messenger RNA. NCBI's taxonomy places the organism in Eukaryota, Ciliophora, Oligohymenophorea, Peniculida, Parameciidae. The record is from the annotation of a GenBank genome assembly.